AGUGAGCGGGGAGGGGGCGCGGGCGACACCCAGGUGUCGCAUGGCGGGGUCCACGCGGUGACCUGCCUGGGAGCACAGCUUGCACGCGUCUGUGCUAGGGCACCCCAGCCAGUCCCCGGUUCCCCACGCACACUCGGGGGAGGCCCGCCCCGCCCGCUGAGCGCUGUUUUCUCCAGGUCCCGGGCCGAUGUCCCAGGUGAGCGGUCAGUGCCUUCCUCUCUGCGACGCGCCCCAUGGAGUCCCCAGCGCUGCCCUGGACCCAGCCCAGACCAUGUCCCUCCUCCCCGGGCUGGAGGUAGCAGCAGGAUCCACUCACCCUGCAGAAGCAUCGUCAGGAGAGGGCUCCCCGGAGGAGGUGGUACCCUCCAUGCCCCAAGACAGCAGUCUUGGGGCUCACCAGGCUCUGAACAGCACUGACCUCGAUGUUCUCACAGAAGCUGUGACGUGCCAGCCUCAGGGGAACCCCUUAGGCUGCACCCCACUACUGCCAAAUGGCUCCAGCCACAACCACCCCUCAGAACUGGGCAGUGCUGGGCAUGCGGGGAAUGGUGCUCCAGGAGGCCCCAAGGCCCACCGGAAGUUGCAGGCGCACCCAUCUCUGGGCAGCCAGGCUGGGAGGAAGAGCAAAGGCAGCCCUCGGUCGGCUUCCCAGGUCCCCCUGCAGGCACAGGAAGAUUGCUGCGUCCACUGCAUACUGUCGUGUCUGUUCUGUGAGUUCCUGACACUCUGCAACCUCGUCCUGGACUGCGCCACCUGUGGCUCCUGCAGCUCAGAGGACUCCUGCCUCUGCUGCUGCUGCUGUGGCUCCGGCGAGUGUGCGGACUGUGACCUGCCCUGUGACCUGGACUGUGGCAUCGUGGACGCCUGCUGCGAAUCGGCAGACUGCCUGGAGAUCUGCAUGGAGUGUUGUGGACUCUGCUUCUCCUCCUGACGCCCCAGAGCAGCCCCAGAGCUGUCACACAAAUCCUGACACCUCCCCUGACCCCAGGGCCCCCCCCAGAAUCCCAACCCAGAUGUGAGAAGGUGGGAUGGCCAGAGGAGCCAUCUCAGCCACGGGACAGGUCUUUAUCAGACAAGCCUGCUCUCCUUGAUGGGUGACCAGGAACACGGCAUCUAGAACCUGGUGGGACAGGACCAGUUAGCUGCCAGGACUCAGAACACUGUGAAAGGUAGGGGUGGGGGGUGGAUGGGAGGCCCAUGUCCUUCUCUACCUCUCUGCUCCAGGUGCCCACCUCCCUCUGCUACCCCAGCUUGGAGGACAGAAAAUGUGAAAAGACACCUGCCCGGCCCACUGCCAGGCCCCUUCCCUCCUCCUCGGCUCAUUUAGGCUCUUGUAGGGGCCUAACCCUUAU
Peromyscus californicus insignis is the source of this 1352-nucleotide messenger RNA. RefSeq names its product MyoD family inhibitor (gene Mdfi). Bases 188 to 931 code for a protein of 247 amino acids. The transcript has 4 exons. The record is from RefSeq and is a predicted model, not a curated record. Lineage: Eukaryota; Metazoa; Chordata; Mammalia; Rodentia; Cricetidae.